Blumeria graminis f. sp. triticale is the source of this 156-nucleotide messenger RNA. Lineage: Eukaryota; Fungi; Ascomycota; Leotiomycetes; Helotiales; Erysiphaceae. The record is from the annotation of a GenBank genome assembly.
AUGCGCCUCACCAGUAUCGCCGUCUUCUUGCAAAGCGCGAGCUUCUUCGUUUCAACAUUCGCUGCCUUCAUUACGGGCCAUAUAGAGGAGGGAAGGAAAGGAUUUAAUUGCGACGGUCGCAAAAUCUAUUACAAUGAAUACAAUCAAGCAGAAUAA